Molecule: messenger RNA, 1199 nt
Organism: Exserohilum turcica Et28A
Lineage: Eukaryota; Fungi; Ascomycota; Dothideomycetes; Pleosporales; Pleosporaceae
Exons: 2
Coding region: 67-1011 (314 amino acids)
Cellular component (GO): cytoplasm
Molecular function (GO): zinc ion binding
Source: RefSeq, a predicted model, not a curated record
CCGAGCUUUCUAAUCGACACAUCUAUAUCCUGUUGUACUACAUAACAUCACUCUUUUGCCGCAACCAUGACGUCCGCAAACGAUUCCAGUUAUACCGAGAUGAAGGGCGAAGUGGAAGCUAUUGGGGCGCACUGCCAGAUGGAGUACUGCCACGUACUCGACUUCCUACCGUUUCGCUGUGAGAGUUGCCAAGGGAAGUUCUGUCUCGACCACCGCACCGAGAACGCGCACAAAUGUCCCAAGGCUGGCGAGUGGGCACGGCGCAAGGCCGGGAACAAUUCGCCAGGGCGAGAUGAAAAGCUACCGCCCAAGCCAACAUUAUACAACCAUGAACAGCAAUGCUACGAAAGCUCGUGCAAGACACUGAUCAACACGCCGCGCAUGCCUCCAAACGAAUGCUCAUCAUGUAACCACUCCUACUGCCUCAAGCACCGAAUGCCCGAAGAUCAUGACUGCAAAAACGUACCACAGCGCGGCGCAGUGCCAACGGGCGCACGGCAACAAACUAUGAGCGCACUAAUGAAGUUGAAGCUCUGGGCGGAAAACAAGAAGAAGGAAGACGAAAAGCGGCGAGCAGGCAGCAAGAAAUCGGGGUUCCUAGGCCUAGUCAAGGGCUCGUCGAGUUCGGGUGCAGCGUCGGCGCAAGCCGAACUCAACGCGCUGAAGCGCAGCGCCAAGGGCGAGGCCAGCGUGCCGCAAGACAAGCGGAUAUACCUGCACGUGGAGGCGUCGGCGGACACGACCAAGGCCAAGUAUCCGACGGGCAAGUUCUUCUACAACAAGGAGUGGACGGUGGGGCGGGUGCUCGACAUGGCGGCCAAGGCGCUGCAGGUGCAGAACGUGAAUAACCGGGGCGGAGGCGAGGAGGAGAAACUGCGUGUUUUCCACGUCGAGGGCGGGAGGCUGCUCAAGUUUAGCGAGAAGAUUGGGGAGCCGUGUCAGAGUGGUAACAUGAUUGUCCUGUUGCGGGGCGUGGGGUCGGGCGAGGCGCCGGAUUUGAUUGAUUUGUAGAGACUGAAGAUGGAGUUGUUGUUGUUGUUGGUGUUGGUGUUGGUCUGUAGGACAUGGCGUGGCUUGGAACAUGGUGCUGGAGAUACCCCUUGGAGUAAUUGAGCAUGUCGCGAGCAGAUAGAGAGAUUGUUGUACAUCUAGUAGACAUGGGUUGAGCCCAUAGCUCUAAGAAUAGACAUGGAAACAGG